This is a messenger RNA of Microcebus murinus (gray mouse lemur), 6004 nucleotides long. NCBI's taxonomy places the organism in Eukaryota, Metazoa, Chordata, Mammalia, Primates, Cheirogaleidae. The record is from RefSeq and is a predicted model, not a curated record.
CUCUGUCUCUGUCUCUCUGUCUCUCUCUCUCUCCCCACAUGCACACACACACAGACCCCUCGAAUUGAUAGACAUUUUUUGCUAGUAGUGAUGACAAAUUUCUGAGAAGUUAGUGGUAGAUAAAUAUGAAAGCACAUUGCACUCUUUAUCUAGCUCACAGGUCAAUUUUAUGUCAUUUUGACAUAAUUUUUAAUGGGCUAUUUUCUCCAUAUACUUUUAAUUUUGUGACCCUGGUCUAUGUUGGUCAUUGUUGUUAGAAUCUGAUUGCCUCCUGGAAAAAUGAAUAUGGCUACACACUUUCUCGUGUGUAUCACACUUUUGGCUUACUUCUUGGUUGUUUUAUUACUGGCUUCACUGCUUCUGCUUGAAAAAGAAAGUCCAUAGAUUGGCAUUCUAGUGGGUGCCUUGGGCAGCAAUUUCUGAACCAUACCUUCUUUUGAAAUUUUGUUCCCAGCUGGAGACAUGUCACAGUUGUCUCAGCUUUUGACUCUGACUUUUAGUGAGAGAUGCAAAGAAUAGGAAAAUAUGAACACUUUCUAGAAGAAGCAGUAAGCAAUUGUAUGCACAUCUGUUGACUUACUGCUCAAGAUUCCAAAGCAUUUAAAAAUAUUGAUUAAACUUCAACCUGUUGGGAAAUUGUUGCCAUAACUUUCAUUUUGCCCCUAGAUUUGCUGAGGCUUGGAGCUGUGCUUCACUUGCUGAGUCUUGUAUUAUGGCCAGAAAGAGACCUCAGGAGCCCCAUUCCCCAGGUUCUUAUUAGCCUUGACAAGAGUGUUGUUAAAAUUGCAGGCUCCUCACAGUCACAAAGAGAUGCAGUUUCUUGCCAUUUCAAUGCAAAAUCUAAAACAAUCUAUAUAUUUUGCCUUCUGAAAUACAUUCUUGGAUAAUAUUAAUAGAUCAGGCUCUGCUGUCUUUGAGAAGACAAUUUCUUUUGUUUGCAGUUAUUAAUCAUGUUCUUUUUCCCCCUUCUCUUUGCUGUAUUUAUUUUGACUUUAAUGUUGGCUAUAACUUUAAACAAACAAAUGAAAAACCCAGACAUUUUGCAGAUUUAAAGUUUUAUUGUGAACCACUACUUAUUUUAAAUGGUAUGUCUCAGGGGAGAAAUAUAUGGAGAAUUGUUGGAAGUUCAAAAUUUUUAGUUAGUAAUUAUCACCUACCAUUAGAAACAAGUGCAAAUCACAUGAUGUUAAAGUGAAUCUAUCACAUACUAUAAUCAAAGAUUAAUCAAAGUAAUUACCAGGCAAACAGGGAUUGAAAGAACUUAAAACCAAUUAAACUAUUUAUUUCAUCUGUACCACUGAAUAAACACUUUAGUAUUUUAAUUUGCUCCUCUUUUUAUUUGCUUCAGCAAUAUGUUUGCUAAUAUGACUGAGAUGCACAAUUGCUAUUUAAUUAACCUAUUUUUGUCAGCACCUCACAUGAGCUGUGUGAAGUAGAUGUGUCAAAGUCUCAAUAAUAAUGAGCCAGGUAAAAAUAGCAAACAUGAAAUUUGUGCUAGUCAUUUUACAAGGUAUGACGCAUUGCAACAAUAUCCAAGGAAAAAAAGAAACAGGUUUACUAUAUAGAAAUUGGAUUGAAGAUACUUACAAUGUUGAAGCAUCACAAAAUUACUCAAAAAUUUAGUAAAUUUUUUUAAAACAUAUAAUUGCACUGUUUCUUUAUUCCUCACUUUGCAUAUUGUUACUAUUAACUAUUGAUAAUAAAUCUGCUUGGGGCCAUAUAUUUAGUUUGGAAUAAUUGAGUUGAUAAUGGGCAGGGAAGGGUUUGGUAGAAUUUAUCUUUUACCAGAUCACAUAUCCUUUGGGAGAGCCACAUUUGUAGUUAUUGAGCAAGGCAUCAUGAAAUUGUUGCUCCAUUCCCUUUUUUAUUCCCUAAGACCAGUAUCAAAACCUUAAGACAGUGUGGAUGGUCUUGACCUCGACAACACAUUUUUCCACAAAAUAUAGCAUAACUGACCAUGUGAAGAGAAGCCCCACCUUUCUCUAAUUUGGGGAAGUAUGAUGCAGUGAUCCAAGUGAAACAUAAAAUACUCUUUCCACACAGAAUUCCAGAGCUCUAGUGAUUGACACCAUGAAGACAAAACAUUCUCAUUAGACUUUUGGCUCUACCUAUAGACGUUUUACUCUCAGGUAGACAGAGUUCGUGUGCAAUUAUAGAUAAAAUCAUUUUGUGCCCAACCUUUCUUCUUUUUUUCUACACAUUUAAAUUUUAUUCACACUUACUGAACAUGAUGCUUCCAGUUCUCUAAAACAGCUGCUUAGCGGCCAAUUGAUCAUGAGCCCCCAAAGGUAACAGAGAACCCCUCCCCCUCCAAUUUGGGCCAAUCAACAAAGCAUAACUUUAUUUCAUACCCAUUACCCAAGUUGCUGUUAUUAUGAGGUGUAAGCACCCUUUUAAUGGAGGGAUGCUAAUAGAAUGUCACGUACAAGGGUCCUCAGAGAUCCGGACCAAGGCUCCUAUUGUGCAGACCAGAAAACCUAGACUCAGAAAAGUGAAGUGUCGUAUUGUAGACCACCUGUUUUUUGCAGCAAGGUGAAGGUUAGAAUUCAUACUUCUGACUUUCUCAGUGCUCGCCCUUCUUUAUUACACAGGUUCUUUAUCUACUAGCUGUUCAUAUGUAGUAGAACUUUAAUCACAUGGGAGCCUUAUUUAUCGGGUACAUGUUAUAUUUUGUUACAUGCGCAGACUGUCCAGUGAUCAAGUCAGGGUACAUGGGAUGUCUGUCACCUUGAGUAUUUAUCAUUUCUUUGGGUUGGGAACAUCUCAAGUCCUCCCUUCUAGUUAUUUUGAAAUAUACAAUACACUGUUGUUAACUAUAGUCGUGCUGCUCUGCUACCGAACAUCAGAACUUACGCCAUCUAUCUAAUCAUAGCCUUUUAAUGAGUGACACAGGAGCUGAGUCUUCCUUUUUCUGAAAUGGAAUGUUUUAUAUCCCUAACCCAGACUUGCCUAACUAAGGUCAAAUUUACAUAAAUAAAUGUCUUCGGGGGCCAGCAGGUAGCACAUCUGGGCAAAAACGAGUGUGGCAACGUUUUGAUAAAGUGCAGAACACAUUCUGUUUGAAAACAUUCACAUUCAAAUUUUAUCAUCUCUGUUGCCAAACUAAGCAUGUCCACAGGCUACUAGUUUGUAACUCCUGCCUGCAACACCAUGCAGAUGGAGUGGAGUGUUCUUUCAGUUAUGCAAGGAGAAUCCACAUCACCAGCUCCUUUUAGAAUGUUAGAUGUCCCAAGUACCGAGCCAAACCCUCUGCCCCGGACUUCUAAUACUCAGUGAAGAAGCACAUUCUGGGGGGGCAUAUAAAAUGCCUCCAUAGAGACCAGCUGUAGUCCAGCCAAUCUCCCGGGAGAAUCAAUCUGAAAAGAAUAGACACGUGCACAUCACAUAAAAUCCAUAGGAAAAACCAUGCUGCUGCCUCUAACCUUCCUGGGAGAUGCUGAGAAACCCUAACAGACAAACCAAAUCACAGGGCAAGCCCACCAUGCGUACGGAACAACCAGCGUAAUUAUGUGCUGUGGUUGAGGAAUUACAUAAAUUGCCCAUUGGGAAAGAAGCCUUAAUCUCCACCCCUCCCCCGAAACCUCUGAACAGCUGCAUGAGUCUCCGUGUAUUUUCGAAAAGGUUGAACACAUUUGAUCGGAGAACCAACUUCAUUUCCUAAUCAGGUUGGAUGUGAGGAGAGCCAGUUUAGAGAUGUGUGCGAUUCUCCCGGUGUGCGUCUUUGAUUCAUGUGCUAAUUAUGUCGAUCCUUUGGGGAACGCAGCCAGGAAGCUGGGUCCUCCUUGAUUAAUGCUGGCAGAGAGCCAUGCAGCGCGCAGCGGAGAGCAGUUCAGCAUCUCUAGUCCCAGCUGAGAAUAUGGUCCCAUUAUCUCCCAGCUGCCUAAGCAAUCCAUAAGGGCCUGUUCUGCGUGGAUGAUCAGUGUAGUGGAAGCAGGGGCUUGCUGAGAGCAGGAAUCUCUGUUUGAUUUGCUGUAACAUGUAAAGCGAAACUGGGACAUUUUACUUUACAGUCUGUAAGUACCAGGUUUUCUUCCCCCCCCCCUUCUCCCUACAGCUCCAUGUGAAUGUGACUUUGCAAGCUGCAUUUGAUUUUCUGUUCCAUUGCUCUUUGUUGAAUCAAGCUGGUGUGAUAAGAGUAUAAUCUGUUUGGAGCUUGCUGUUUCUGUCAGAUCUCUUACAUAAUUGAUUCAUACAAGGGAAUAGGGGGUCUUUCUGAAUGCUUUUAUAGAAGUUAAAAAUUAUUGGCUUUGUUUUUAAUUUGGGAGCAUGGUUGCACUAUCUGUGGUGCCCAGGGAGAUUAGAGGAUAUAUGUAUCUUCUUCUGUACCUAUGGCUGUUGCAGGACAAAUAUUAAAGGUUGUACAGAACUUAAAGGAAACAACGAUUCUAUUCACUUGUUAUUGGACUUGAAACUCCUUUGACCUCGGAAACUGAAGAUGAGGUUGCCAUGGGAACUGCUGGUACUGCAGUCAUUCAUGUUGUGCCUUGCAGAUGACUACACGCUGCAUGGCCCAAUUUUUAUUCAAGAACCAAGUCAUAUAAUGUUCCCUUUGGAUUCGGAGGAGAAAAAAGUGAAGCUCAAUUGUGAAGUGAAAGGGAAUCCAAAACCUCAUAUCAGGUGGAAGUUAAAUGGAACAGAUGUUGACAUUGGUAUGGAUUUCCGCUACAGUGUUGUUGAAGGCAACUUGUUGAUCAAUAACCCCAAUAAAACCCAAGAUGCCGGCGCCUACCAGUGCGUAGCAACAAACUCGUUUGGAACAAUUGUUAGCAGAGAAGCAAAGCUCCAGUUUGCUUAUCUUGAAAACUUUAAAACGAGAACGAGGAGCACCGUGUCUGUCCGUCGAGGUCAGGGAAUGGUACUGCUCUGCGGCCCACCACCUCAUUCUGGAGGUAUCUAUAAAUGCGCCCACAUGCACUCUUCACCGACUGCUGUUUUUCUUGCUCCAUGUUCUCCUUGACACCAGCUGAGCAGGCAGUGUCCUUUAUAGAGAUUCCCAAAAUCCUUCUAUGUGUGAGAACCAUUGCGAAUGCCUCCCGUAAUUAGGACAGGAAAAUAUCCAGUUGUGCAAAUGUUCCAACCCACUGCUGUCUCCCUGGCACAAGGGGAAAGACACCUGAGUCCAUCAAAAUCGGAAUCCUGUUGCUUGGGAAAGCUUUGUAGCUUAAGCCACCAGCACUUCCAACUUGGUUGGGUUGAAAAAGAUGGUCCAGCUUCAAGAUCUCAUCUCAGUGUUGGUCUGGGAAUGGCCUGUGAGCUGUUGCUGCUACUCACAGUACUUUUGAUGCCAACGAUAUGGGUUUUUUUCCCACACCAACAACCAAUUUCGCAACCCUCUGGUCACCAGCUGGCUGUCCAGUGAUUCAGUUCCACCCUGGAACUAACUACCUCAGCGUUAGUGUCAGACCUCACAUGGGUGGAGGCUCAGCCCCACACUCAGCCUCCACUUCAGAUGCCAGUCACAAGUCCCUGGCCUCCUGUACUUCUGCCCAACUGGCUAUAACCCUCGAGGUCCCACAACCCCCUCCUUGGGUUCCACAAUUUGUCAGAAUGGCUCCCAGAACUCAGGGGAACCAGUGUACUGACCAUACCGGCUUAUUACAAAGGGCGCAUAUGAUCAGCCAGAUAAAGACUUACAUAGGGAGAGGUCUGGAAGGGUUCUGAGCACAGGAGUUUCUAUCCCCGUGGACCCUCCCAGCACAUGGAUAAGCUCAUCAACCCAGGAGCUGUCCAAACCCUCUCAUUUAGGGUUUUUAUGGAGAUUCCACUAUGUAGGCAUGAUGGAUUGAAUCUUUGGCCAUUGUCACCAAUGUACUCAAUUUCCAGCCCCGCUCCCCUCCCCAGAGGCCAGGGAUCGGGGGUACAGUGGGAGAAGUGGCAGCUGAAAUUUCCAACCCUCCAAUCACAUAGUUGGCUCCUUUAGCACCUGGUUCCCAUCCUGGAGCUCUCUAGGGACCCACCAAGAGUCUACUCAUUAGCAUAAACUCAGGUACUGUGUUUCCCUGAA